Molecule: messenger RNA, 1113 nt
Organism: Loa loa (African eye worm)
Lineage: Eukaryota; Metazoa; Nematoda; Chromadorea; Rhabditida; Onchocercidae
Product: beta-1,4-galactosyltransferase VII
Exons: 6
Coding region: 1-885 (294 amino acids)
Biological process (GO): proteoglycan biosynthetic process; carbohydrate metabolic process
Molecular function (GO): xylosylprotein 4-beta-galactosyltransferase activity
Source: RefSeq, a predicted model, not a curated record
AUGUGGAAGAAGGAAUCUGUAAAGAAGCCUUCCACUUGGAUCUGUAUCAUCGGUAUGGUACUUUUUACCAUAUUUGUUAUUGGAAGCUGGAAAAAUUACGUUGAUUCAGAUUAUCAGCUUUUUCACUGGCAUGUGCCACUUGCAACUGCCGUUCCAACUCAUAUGUUAUGUGUGUUAGUGCCAUAUCGUGAUCGUGAGGAAGAACUACAAAUAUUCGUUCCUCAUAUCUAUCGUUUCCUCAAUGAACAACGUGUUCUUCAUAAGAUAAUUGUUUUAAAUCAGACGGAUGCAUUAAGAUUUAAUCGAGCAUCGCUGAUUAAUGUUGGAUGGUAUGAAGCAGAUCGAGUAAAUUGGUGUGAUUAUUUGGUUAUGCAUGAUGUCGAUCUUUUACCUCUAAAUCCACAAUUAGAUUACUCAUAUCCAGGAAAAGGUAUUGUUCGACAUAUAUCUUCUCCGGAAUAUCAUCCGAAGUACAAUUAUACGAAGUUCGUUGGCGGUAUUUUGCUUUUGACAAUGUCCGAUUAUAAAACAGUGAACGGCAUGUCAAACAAGUACUGGGGAUGGGGUUUGGAAGAUGACGAAUUUUAUCUUCGUUUAAGGGAUGCAAAUUUGCUCUCAUCUUUGCAAAGGCCAGUGAAUUUAACAUCAAAUCGUUCCAAUACUUUUCGCCACAUACACGAUCCAAGACUGCGAAUGAGAGAUUUCAAGAUAUACGGAAAUCAAAAACAAAUGACUCGCAAAAGAGACCGCAUUAGUGGCCUGAAUUCUGUAAAAUAUCGUAUCACUGGACGAAAUUUACUCAAUUUUCAAAAGCGACCGGUGGUUUCUGUGCUCAAUAUUGAAUUAGAAUGUGACUUGAAAUGGACGGAUUACUGCAAAGCAUGAUAUAAAUAGUUCUUCUUAAGUUACAUUGUUUCUUUCUUCUAAUAGUACAAUUUCACCUUUCAUAUGAAUUUUGUUUCUAAGAAUCCCCACUUGCAGUUUGAGUACGAGUUGAAUGUAGUAAUAGUACUUUGUCAAAAUGCUAUGAUAAUGAAAAUUUAUCUAUCCCGAAAAAAUUUCAUUCAUUAUUUUAUUCAGCCAUUCUGUUGUUGUAAAAACCAUAAAGUGAAA